Perca fluviatilis (European perch) is the source of this 3265-nucleotide messenger RNA. It is a transcript of the gene arhgef25b, whose product is annotated as Rho guanine nucleotide exchange factor (GEF) 25b. Gene Ontology annotation, molecular function: guanyl-nucleotide exchange factor activity. Bases 396 to 2399 code for a protein of 667 amino acids. The transcript has 16 exons. The record is from RefSeq and is a predicted model, not a curated record. Gene Ontology annotation, cellular component: plasma membrane; cytoplasm. Lineage: Eukaryota; Metazoa; Chordata; Actinopteri; Perciformes; Percidae. Gene Ontology annotation, biological process: axon guidance.
UAUCGCUCCCUCACUUAUUUUUGGUCCAUCUCAUAAUCUUUGGCCACUAUCUGACCACACAGAGAGGCUUGAGAGUGGAGGAGAGUGCUGUCUCUCUGGUGUUUUUUUUGCUGUUAUUCUUCAAAUCAUGGGAUGGAAACAGAAUUUUUUCGUCUUGUCUCAGGGGUAUCUAUGCAGAUUUGGACUAUGACUGUGGAGCGCUCUCUACACUUUUUCUCCCAUCUCCUCCUUGUAUUACCGAAGGAAUAGUGUGUGUGCGUUUGUGUGUUUGUGUGUGUGUGUGUGUGUGUGCGUUUGUGUGUUUGUGUGUGUGUGUGUGUGUGUGUGUGUGUAUGUCCCUCCAGCAUGAUGUCUGCUUCUGAUAGUCUUGAGACUAGCAGCAGGAGUGGAUCAUCAUGAGAGGGGGUCACCACCAGCGAGGGUGUGGGUGUCAGCACCUGUUCAGAAAACUGCUCAGCAAAUGUGGCUGCUGCUUUGUUCAAGUUAGAGCAGAGUCUUACUCUGUGGCAGGCAGUACCGUCAGUAUCACCCCAUCAGUGGGCCCUGUGCCCCACCAGGCCCCAGGCAGUUCCAGCCCCUGCUCACACUCCUCGUCUGGAGGAUCACGGCACCCUGUCAGUGCCCUCAAGAAAUGGCUCACCAAUCCCGUCCGCAAGCUGAGCUCUGAUGCCAGAGGAGGAGCGGGAAAAGUCGAGAAGCAGAUGUGGAAGUCAGACAGGAGGCAACCGCCAUUGCUCUUUUCCCACAAUGAAACUCAGCCUAGGCCUCUGGAACCGCACAACAACUACGCCAUCCUCUCGUCAGGAGACACGGUGUUGAAAGACAGUCUGUUGAGUCCAGCAACUCCUUCUCCUACACAGCCGCCCUGUCACAGCUACUUAUCUGACCUCCUGCAAGGCACAGACAAACAGAGUCAAAAGUCCAGCAUCCACACUCUCCAAGGGGAAGAUGGCUGCACUGUGACUGAUGACUCAGCCAGCCAGUGGUCUGCUACAGUGGACAGCGAAGAGGAGAGAAACAUUGCCUUAGAAAAGAGCAUAUAUGUGCUGACAGAGCUGAUAGAGACAGAAAGGUUGUAUGUGGAAGAUCUUGGACUCAUAGUGCAGGGCUACAUGGGCACCAUGGCCAAUCAGGUAGUUCCAGAGGACCUAAAAGGGAAGGAUAGGAUUGUGUUUGGAAACAUCCACCAGAUCUACGACUGGCAUAAGAAUUAUUUGCUGGGAGAGCUGGAGAAAUGUGUGGGUGAUCCUGACCGCCUGGCCCAGCUCUUCAUCAAACAUGAACGACGUCUUCACAUGUAUGUGGUUUACUGUCAGAACAAACCAAAAUCAGAACACAUUGUCUCUGAGUACAUCGAGACCUACUUUGAGGAUCUCAGGCAGCAGUUGGGUCACAGGCUGCAGCUCAAUGAUCUGCUUAUCAAACCUGUUCAGAGGAUCAUGAAGUAUCAGCUACUGCUGAAGGACUUCCUGAAGUACUACAGCAAAGCUGGAAGGGAUGUUGAGGAGCUGCAGGGGGCGGUGGAGGUGAUGUGUUUUGUGCCAAAACGCUGUAAUGAUAUGAUGAAUGUGGGCAGGCUCCAAGGUUUUGAGGGGAAAAUAACGGCUCAGGGGAAGUUGCUCCAGCAGGAUACCUUCUCUGUCAGCGAGCAGGAAAGCGGCUUACCGUCCAAAGCGAAGGAGAGGAGGGUCUUUCUGUUUGAGCAGCUGGUCAUCUUCAGUGAGCCAAUUGAUAAGAAAAAGGGCUUCUCUUUGCCAGGGUACACUUUUAAGAACAGCAUCAAGGUCAGCUGUUUGGGCGUGGAGGAGCACUCUGAGAAUGAUCUAUGCUCUCUGGUUCUGACCUCCCGCGGGACUAAUGGCAGUGUGACGCGCUUCAUCAUGCAGGCAUCAUCUCUGGAAAUACAGCAAGCUUGGUUUGAUGACGUGGUCCAGAUUUUGGAGAGUCAGAGGAACUUCCUUAAUGCCCUUCAGUCUCCAAUAGAGUACCAACGCAGGGAAAGCAAAUCAAACAGCCUGGGCAGGAACGUGAAGUCUCCAACUGCGUCAGCAUCUGGCCUGCGACCUCACUCCUCUGCAUCCAUGGACCGACGCCAGAAGCCCUGCCUGCUCUCUUGCAACACCUCCCUGCCCUCUCUGCAUCCACCACACCACAGCCCGGUCUUGAAAGUGCUUUCUAAUCCCUGUGCUGCGACACCUCGAACAGCUCUCCCUCCACUUUCUCCCCCCCACCAGCUCAGUUUGUGCACAGAGGUGAGACACGCCCGCCGGACAGCCAAUGGCCUGCAGCCAGCACAGCAUGCAGGGUGUGACUUCCAGUUUCCAGGAACCCACAUUAAACGUGGGUGCCCAUCGACCAAACAACCUGGAUCACCUGAAGGAGAUCGAGCAGUAAAAUGAACUACGAUGACAAAUAAACUCACUUUACUUUUCUGCAGUAGGAGUGCCUCAACUGAGUCAGCAUGAUCUGUCAGCAUUGUUUGUUUCACUCCUGUACAGAUGUCAUCAAGAGCUCAGUGUCUCCGUUCUUCACAUUUUGCCCUUAAUUUCCCCACAAAUAUCAUUCAAAUACCACCAUGGUUUAGCCUAAUCUGGAUUUGAUCUUGUAUAAUCAUAUUGGUUUGUGUGUGUGUGUGUGUGUGUGUGUGUGUGUGUGUGUGUGUGUGUGUGCGCAUACAUAUUUGCACAUGCACACAUCUACAGAUGGUGAAAUGUGUGAAAAUGCAGUUUUGAAGAACCACAGAGACUGUACUUCAUAUUGUACGUAUAUGUAUACAUUUCUUACUUUUUUCAUUAGAAUUCAUGGAUGAAUAUUUUUGUAGAUCAUAAUAUUUUCAUAAAGGACCAAUUACACUUUAUUUCCCCUGAGAACGCUAAUCUCAAAUCCCUUUAUGCAGUCAUACUCUGUGUUCUCAAAUGUCUGCAUCCUUGAAAUCACUGAGUGAUUGCAGAUUCCAGCUUCACUGUGGAGUCUGAAUCCAUACAAGUUGUGUAUGUCUGUGUGUUCCCUGCAAACACCGUGUGUUCCUUGAGAAAAUAGCUGUUUUCCCUUUGGUGGGCUAUUUUAACCCUUGUUUUACUGUUAUCUGAACCAAACACAUUUGCAAACUCACACAGGGCACACAUCCUAAUCAAGCAGAAAAAGGACAAAGGGAAGACAAAGGUGCUCACCGGUCACUGUCAUAUUGAAUGUAAAUAAUCUCAUAUGUGAUCAUAUCAAUAAAGCUCUUUGACUUAUUGUGUCCUGAUACACACAGAAAGGGAAA